AUGCAUCGUGAUCGUAUUUGUGUUCGUUUUUGUGAAGAUACCCCAGAGUUUAACAUUAAAAUUGAGGCUAGCGCUAAGAAGAAAAAUGUGAAAACUCCUGUUUCUGGCAAACACCAAGUAGUUCUUCAAAAGUUUGAGAAUACCUAUUGUAGGACCAACAUCAAAAGUUUUGGAAAAGUGACCUCCUUUCAUAGUGACGGGAGGAAAGUCAUAAAUCACAAUUUCCAAUGGAAAGACUUCGUCAGAGGGGAAGAUCUGGUGUGGAAGUUGCAUCAACAUUUUCGGCAGCAGUCACAUCUGCAGGCGAGACAACCCCAAGAUAUAAGAAAAAUCGCAGAAUCAAGCAUUGAUCCAUUACCACCUUUGGAAAUUUCUGAUACAGAAUAUGAAGACUCAAAGUAA
Molecule: messenger RNA, 402 nt
Organism: Ambispora gerdemannii
Lineage: Eukaryota; Fungi; Glomeromycota; Glomeromycetes; Archaeosporales; Ambisporaceae
Source: the annotation of a GenBank genome assembly